UCUGAAAAAAAUUCUACUUCUUCGUGUCUUUGAAUUUGUCUCUAGUGUUCCCCGCAGAUCCUUCACGUUCACGCGUAACCUGGAACAAGAAUCUAAUAACAUUUGAAUGCACGUUUGGUUCUGUAGUCCAAUUUUAAAUAAAAAUCACAUCGAAACAGAUGAAAAGCAACAUGUUACUUUCAUUGAUUAUGAUUCACGUCUAUUCAAAAUUAAUCAACAUACUCCGAACCUUCCUUCGUAAGUGUAUCAAAGAAAGCUUAACUGAACUAAGGAACCUCUGAAUCUAUGUCUAUCAAUGUCUGCGAUCCUUCUUCCCUCAGUCUCAAUCUUUCUGCUCCACGUUCUCAUGGCAGCUUCAGAUUCUCUUCAAGACACCUAUCUCCAGUGCCUCACUCUCCACUCUGACCCCUCUCUUCCAAUCUCCGGCGUCACCUAUUUCCCCAACAGCCCCUCAUACCCUUCCAUCUUGGACUCCUACAUCAGAAACCUCAGAUUCACUUCCGCCACAACCCCAAAACCAUCCUUCAUUGUGGCCCCCACCCACGUGUCCCACAUCCAAGCCUCCGUCAUAUGCUGCAAAAGAUUCAAUCUUGAGCUCAGAAUCAGAAGUGGGGGGCACGACUAUGAUGGCCUCUCGUAUGUCUCCGAAGCACCCUUUGUGAUUGUGGACAUGUUCAUGCUCAGAUCGGUGGAGGUCAACUUGGAGGACGAGACCGUGAGCGUUGACUCGGGGUCAACGGUUGGUGAACUCUAUCAUGCGAUUGCUGAGAGGAGCAAGGUGCAUGCUUUCCCUGCUGGGGUUUGUCCCAGCGUUGGUGUUGGAGGGCACUUCAGUGGAGGAGGCUAUGGGAACUUGAUGCGAAGGUUUGGUCUCUCUGUGGAUCAUGUUUUGGAUGCUGUAAUUGUUGAUGCUGAAGGGAGAGUCUUGGAUAGGGAAUCAAUGGGGGAGGAUCUUUUUUGGGCUAUUAGAGGAGGUGGGGGUGCUAGCUUUGGAGUCAUUGUUUCAUGGAAACUUAGGCUUGUUCCUGUGCCUGAGGUUGUCACUGUUUUCAGAGUUGAAAUAACAUUGGAACAAGGUGCCACUGAUAUUGUUCACCACUGGCAGCAUGUUGCUGAUAAGAUCCAUGAUGGGUUGUUUAUUAGAGUGGUUCUUAGUCCUGUGAAGAGAAAGGGUCAGAAGACAAUAAGGGCCAAGUUCAAUGCCUUGUUUCUUGGGAAUGCACAAGAGCUGCUUGAUGUAAUGACUGAGAGAUUCCCUCAACUGGGUUUGGUUGCUGAACAGUGCAUUCAGAUGAGCUGGAUCGAUUCGGUGGUGUUUUGGUACAACUACCCUGUGGGUACUUCGGUCGAUGUUUUGCUCGAAAGGCAUGCUUCGCCUGAGAAAUUCUUGAAGAGGAAAUCAGAUUAUGUGCAGCAACCUAUUUCCAAAGCUGGUCUUGAGGGUAUAUGGAAGAAGAUGAUGGAGCUAGAGAAGCCUGUUCUCACAUUCAACCCCUAUGGUGGGAAAAUGGGUGAGAUUUCUGAUGUGGAGACACCGUUUCCACAUAGAGCUGGUAACGUGUUUAAAAUUCAAUACUCCGUGAGUUGGAAAGAGGAGGGUGAAGAUGUUGCUAAUCGUUAUCUAGAUCUGAUUAGGAAGAUGUAUGAUUACAUGACCCCUUAUGUGUCAAACUCACCUAGAAGUUCUUAUCUGAACUAUAGAGAUGUUGAUAUAGGGGUCAAUGGACCUGGAAAUGCUACUUAUGCAGAGGCUAGUGUUUGGGGUGAGAAGUAUUUCAAAAGAAACUUUGAUAGACUGGUGGAGGUGAAGACCAGGGUAGAUCCAAACAAUUUUUUCAGAUAUGAACAGAGUAUUCCAUCACUUGUUGCAUCUGGUCCAAGGAUAAUGUCAGAAUAGAAGAAGCCUUGGAAGCUUGAGGAGGAAUAAAAUAAAAUAAAGGUCUGAUUGAGGACAAAAAGGUAUCUAGAAGCAAUAUCCUGGAAAAGCAGUGCAGACUUAUUAUAGAAGUUUGCUAUAAAUUUGAUUAGUUAGAGUUAGAGAAUUUUUUUUCUAUGCAAUUGUAUUUUCCCUAAUUAAGGGACAUAUUUAAUUUGAACUCUAUGAUGACUUUGCUACAUUAAGAAAA
Molecule: messenger RNA, 2126 nt
Organism: Cajanus cajan (pigeon pea)
Lineage: Eukaryota; Viridiplantae; Streptophyta; Magnoliopsida; Fabales; Fabaceae
Product: berberine bridge enzyme-like 8
Molecular function (GO): FAD binding; oxidoreductase activity
Source: RefSeq, a predicted model, not a curated record